CUUAUCCAUACUCCACAAUCAUCAAGAAGAUCUAGUAAGGAUCUGAUUCUAUACAAGAUGAAAGCGAAGGUGGCGAGGCUAUUACACUUUAGAUCGACAGACCCAGAUACGACGACUGCAGCCGACAACAGCCUCGGAUGCAAGGGCAAUUGCCGUCUCCUUGGAAGACGAUUUUACGAAUACCGACAUCCACCUCCUCCAUCUCCUCCACCUCCUAUAGCUCGUAACCCUUUCCAUUACCAUUACAUUCGCCCGUGCUGCAUCCGUCUGCUCACUCCCUCACCCAAGAUCAACGACGGCUACCAUUGGAAGAUACACCGCUUUCACUUUGAAGCAAUCUACAACAACUUCGAGUAUGAUGCGCUAUCUUAUGUUUGGGGCUCUGAUUCGGAACUUCUCGAUAUCAGUCUGAACGGACGUGUUGCGAAAGUGCACCGCAAUCUAUAUAAUGCUCUACCUUAUCUUGCUCGCCGCGGAGGAGGCAGAACGAUGCGACCGAUCUGGAUCGAUGCGCUUUGUAUCGACCAGGCGAACCCUGGAGAGAAGAUGGGUCAGAUCCGGGAGAUGAAUCUCGUUUACCAGCAUGCGAACAAAGUCUGGAUAUGGCUCGGGACUGCGCAGCAACAAGAGCGUAUUCCUGCCGCUAUCCGCUUUCUUGAAAAUUUGCGCGAUGCAAAAUCCAGCCAACCGCACAGGAAAAUCGACGACCUGUACGAGAAAUUGGGCUUUGCAACAUUGCCUGAGAAGUCCGCACUGUCUCAUCUUGUGUUUAACGACUGGUUUGAAAGGCUGUGGGUCCUACAAGAAGCGGCAUUAGCGAAAGAGCCAACCUUCCUUUGUGGAGACAAUGAAUGCAGCUGGGAACUUAUGGAGGAUGCAAUGAGAGAUGAAGUACUCUACAGGCUCUUCAAAAAAGAGUUCUAUGAGGCUGAAAAUCCCGCCCAUCUGUGCGACGACUCCGUGCGUACUGGGACAAGAAGAGCGGCGUGGAGCACUACGGUAUUUCAGGUUCGAAGUUGGGCACGGCACGGUUGGGGUAGAGAAUUCAUUGGCCCUAAGGUUAAUAAUAAGAAGGGCGCUCAGGUCAUGAUGCUAGCAUUCGCGAUCAUCAUGUCACGUUCACAAGUAUGUCUCAGACCCGAGGAUCAUGUCCUUGGUCUGCUAGGCUUGAUGAAACCGAAGUAUUUCUGGCGCACCUGCCUCGACCCAGAGGUACCAUACGUAUCAGUAGAAGACCUGUUCACUCGAGUCACCAAGUUCAUACUGGAGAUAGCUUGGGACCGGGAAAUUGGAACUUUUUGGACGUGGAUUAGCUGGGCAUGCGCACUUGAUAGACGCCAAGGUUUGCCAUCUUGGGCACCGAAUCUAUCUAGCUCAGGGCCGUCGACUAAUAUGCCAAGGAGAUAUCACUCCACAAGUCCGUCUCGGUACACAACUAUCGGAAAGUUGCAACGUUGGUACCCUACCUUUAUAAAACAAGACCAAUUGAAGUUAGCCGGCAAGGUACUCGAUGAAGUCGUCAAGGUGUUCGCGCAGAUGCCUUUUUCUUCUUCGACCCGAGAUGCUCCCAGACCAGAACAGAGGGGUCAUUUGCUAGCUAUCUCGCAUUGGGAAUCGACGAUCGCCGAUGUUGCGAUUGGUCGCACAUUGACACGGUCAAAAGCGGAAGGUGAUGACGAUGGAUCUCUCGAAGAAUACUGGCGUACGCUAGUGGAUAAUCUAAAGCUUUACCAAGACGAGACAAUAACGUACGAUUGGUAUCUUGAAUUUCAAGCGAUGGGACGACGACUGAGAGAUAUCAAUGUCAACCCAGCACAACUGAAUGCAGAGACAGAGCCUCAAUACCCGAGGUUUUACAGCCCUGUGAAGGAUUCUGAAGAGCUUCUAAAAGCGGAAGCCCAAUAUCCGAACGCUUACAAAUUUCUCGAGGCCAUGCAGGAGGCCCGUCACAGGCGACUCUUCAAGACUAAGAAAGGGCAUCUCAGCUCGACAAUGCCGGGUGUGAUGCCUGAUGAUGUUCUGAUAGCGCCGAAUGGGGCGCCAAUCCUAUACGUGAUCAGAAAGGUCAAGGAUGCCGUGGACGAUGAGCCGGAGCUUUGGGAAUUUGUAGGCGAUGCUUAUGUGUAUUCUCCAGAUUGUGAGAACGACAAGGGAUAUACUCUGGAACGCAAGUCCUCUGGCGCAAGCCAGAAGGAAGCGGCUUCGAUAUCGACUUACCAACCCACCUAUGUACACAUUCAAAAGCGGCGAGAAGACUUGAAGCUCGAGGGCGAAGCCUGGGAGAAGGAAGCUCGGGAGAAGGAAGCGGCUUAUCUGGGAGAAAGGUUCGUAUUUGUAUAAAUGAGAGCGGUUUUGCGAAAGGACCUGAAAGAUUCGAAGCUGAUAGAUAGGAGUAUCCCUGCAAAAAAUGCAUGAUAUUUAGCAUCUUCUCCGAGGUGUCCAGCAAAGUUCGUCAUGUGAAGGAGAUGGUGA
Molecule: messenger RNA, 2472 nt
Organism: Alternaria rosae
Lineage: Eukaryota; Fungi; Ascomycota; Dothideomycetes; Pleosporales; Pleosporaceae
Product: heterokaryon incompatibility protein-domain-containing protein
Exons: 2
Coding region: 58-2340 (760 amino acids)
Source: RefSeq, a predicted model, not a curated record